AUGUCCCCUCUCCAUCAACCUCGAUCAGGUCCUUCUCGAUGCUACGCCAACUGGCAAGAGUUCAUGUCUUGCUACGCUUCGGCCGAUACGCCUACGCAGUGCAUUCGACCCAGGGACGAUUAUCUGGAGUGCUUGCACCAUACCAAGGAGGUGAGUCUCUUUGCGCGAUCGUCGCUGCAUGGCGGACGCGCGAGGCUUUCGCAGAGCAGAGCAGAGCAGAGCAGAGCAGCGAGAGAAAUGGGUGUGGGUGGUGAGGAGGAGCAGUAGCGGUCAUUCUGGCUCCAGAUUGCGUCUAGCACGCACGCACGCACGCGGCAGUGGGAGUAGACUGUCUAAAGUUGCACUCGGCUAGGCCUUGGUCGAUGCUUCAUUCGAUGGAGCGGCAGGUUCAUGCAGCGAAGGGACGAUGCCGUGCCUGCUUGCUUGCUGCAAGGCUCUCAGAAGAGCCCAAACUGGGACGCUGUCCCGGUGGACAAAAAGCCCCCGAUCCCAUCGUUGCUGAACACGCACGCUGCUUCUCUCCUCGCCUUCUCACGCGUCCCUAUUCAGAUGGCACGAGCCAAGACGAUCCGAGAACACUGGAUCCAGCGUCAAGCUCACGAUGCCAAGAAAGCGCGAGAAGCUGGAGAAGUUCGAGCUACGGGCAGCAUCAUGAGUUUGGGACUUGUGGAGCAGGGCGCAAAGGGAGAACAAGAGCAGCAGCAGCAGCAAAAAGAGUCCAAGUGA
Ceraceosorus bombacis is the source of this 726-nucleotide messenger RNA. Lineage: Eukaryota; Fungi; Basidiomycota; Exobasidiomycetes; Ceraceosorales; Ceraceosoraceae. The record is from the annotation of a GenBank genome assembly.